This is a messenger RNA of Ambispora gerdemannii, 1665 nucleotides long. The record is from the annotation of a GenBank genome assembly. NCBI's taxonomy places the organism in Eukaryota, Fungi, Glomeromycota, Glomeromycetes, Archaeosporales, Ambisporaceae.
AUGAAUACGAAGCAAAAACUUGAGACGGAACCCGCAAACAUUAACAAAAUCACAUUACCAACCGACUGUCUCAUUGAAAUAUUACCCUGUUUAGUUGAUGACAAAACCACGUUAUUUUCUGCGUCGCUAGUAAAUCGAGCUUGGUGUCGAAUUGCUAUCCCACUCCUAUGGUCAACUAUUAACGUUAAUUCAAACAAAACCAGCCUAAUUAAGACUUUUCUUAAAUGUAUGAAUGAUAAUGAACGUGAAGCGAUAAUUGAAUAUUCGGAGCCAUCUUAUCCACGCCCACUUUUCUUGUACACUUCGUAUAUUAAAGAACUUGAUUGGAAUACGAUAGAUGAUCUUUUUGUUGAAUAUGAGAAGGGAAACAUUAGGGAAUCUAAUGACAGUGAGAAAUCACUUUGGAAAAGCAUAUUACAAAUAACAGAUGAAAGAGAGAAACAAAAAAUCAUUACAGACUUUAUGGUGCAAAUAUGUACACUUAUUUUCAGAACCGCCACUAGCUUGGAAAAAUUUGUGAUUGACAUAGAUAGAACGCCAUUCACUAUACUACCAUUUGCUAAGUUUCCUAAUGCCUCUGUUGCUUUCUCAAAAUUGAAAGAAGUUCAACUGAUAGGAUUUAGAGGUGUCAUGUGUCAUUCUUCACUAUACAUUCGAGAUUCAGUACAUCUGAUGAAAUCGGUAUCGUCUAAUAUUAGAUUUUUAGCAGUUCAUUUAUCUAUAUAUCAAUAUAAUACAUAUGAUAGAGAUGCUCUUUGCGACCUGAUUAAAGCACAAAAUCAGCUAGAGCAUGUUAUUCUUACUGGCAUGUGCGAUGAUCACCGUUCCAUUAUUCACGCUCUACACACCCAAGCAAAGUGUUUAGCUUGUCUUGAAUUCAAAACUGCGUAUAUUUCAAAUUGGACAACAUUUUUACUAAACAACCUUGGCAUUUUUACGAAACUAGAGGCACUAGCAUUCAAGAAUUGUUAUCUAACACCUAAUGCGCUUAUUGGUCAAUUGACAUCUCAACCUCCGAGCUGUCUACGCAAGUUAUAUAUUGGUAAUGAUGAAAAAUUUCUAGUAUUGCUAGAAAUUGCGGGAAGAAAUUUAGAAGAUUUAAUUAUCGUGGAAGAUUGCACUGAAGCAGCAUACAGAGCUAUAGGAAAACACUGCACAAAUCUUUUAUCUUUGCAAACAAACCCUACUAAGUCUAGCAAUCCAUCAUUACUUGAAGUGAUCACUAAAUUACCAAACCUGAAGCACCUUUCCAUUACAAACCUAUAUAGAAUUAAAGAAAUAUUUUCUGAUGAAUUUUGGACAGAAUUAUCACAAAAAUCAAGCGCCAAUCUUUGCUCAUUGUAUUUCAAUUGUUUAGAAGCAACUCCACGAGCAUUAGCAAGUUUCCUCUCGAAUCGCACCAAACUGAUAAAAGUUCUUGAAUUUGGUGGACAGGUGCAACUUACUGACGAACAUUUACUCGCUAUUCUUAAUUACUGCCAAGAGAGACAAGUUUUUGUAAAGAUUUAUUCACAGGCUUUUAAGCGAAUGGGAGAAUUCGAUUCGUAUUUGAUUGAGCAACUUAAAGAAUGGGUCAGACUUGUGCCGAACAAGAGAUUCGAUAGGUAUUCCCCUUUUAUGGGAAUCCGUGAAAAUAUUCUUGAAGCCACAAUUUCGUGUAUGUAG